AGCUCCACUGCUCCGCAGACCGCCCCGGAAGGUUUUUAACCGGGCACUUUCAGCGUGACCUCCGGUUCCUUGGCGGAAACAUUUAGAAGUUGCAGAGAGAGCGAGACUGGGAGAUUUGGGUCUGUAACAUUGUGGAGGACCGGGCAGUGGAAAGGCGGAGGCAGCAGCGGGAGCCGGCGGAGGGCCCGGCAGCGACGAGAUGGCGGGCAACUUCUGGCAGAGCUCGCAUUACUUACAGUGGAUCCUUGAUAAGCAAGAUGUGAUGAAAGAGCGGCAGAAAGACUUGAAAUUCCUGGCAGAAGAAGAAUAUUGGAAAUUGCAAAUAUUUUUUGCGAAUGUAAUCCAAGCCCUAGGGGAACACCUUAAAUUGAGGCAGCAGGUUAUUGCAACUGCAACAGUCUACUUCAAGAGGUUCUAUGCCAGGUACUCACUGAAGAGUAUAGAUCCAGUAUUGAUGGCUCCAACUUGUGUAUUUUUAGCAUCGAAAGUAGAGGAAUUUGGUGUGGUCUCAAACACGCGUUUGAUUUCAGCUUCAACUUCUGUGUUGAAAACCAGGUUCUCUUAUGCAUUUCCUAAGGAAUUUCCCUACAGAAUGAACCAUAUAUUGGAAUGUGAAUUCUAUUUGUUAGAGUUAAUGGAUUGCUGCCUGAUAGUAUACCAUCCAUAUAGACCACUGCUACAGUAUGUACAAGAUAUGGGACAAGAAGAUAUGUUGCUACCAUUAGCAUGGAGGAUAGUGAAUGACACCUACAGGACAGAUCUUUGCCUCAUGUAUCCUCCAUUCAUGAUAGCCUUGGCUUGUUUGCACGUAGCAUGUGUAGUCCAGCAAAAAGAUGCACGUCAGUGGUUUGCUGAACUCUCAGUGGAUAUGGAAAAGAUUCUUGAAAUAAUCCGAGUCAUUCUGAAGCUGUAUGAUCUAUGGAAGAAUUUUGAUGACCGAAAAGAGAUGGCUGGAAUCCUUAACAAGAUGCCAAAACCGAAACCACCUCCAAACAGUGAAGGAGAACAGGGCCCUAAUGGUAGUCAAAAUUCUACCUACAGCCAGUCCUAAGAAACGGACAAUUCUGUGUACAAAAGAUGUAGAGCUGAGUAUAUUUCGACUGUUUGAUAGCCAAGGAACUUCCUUACACUUCAUGAGGACAUUCUGCAAGUAGGCACAGUGGUGGGAAGACCCAUGAUAUUGAGACUGGAGAUGAUUUAUCACAGUUAUUCAGAAAAAAAAACUAUUGUUGGAAACUAAGAAGAAUACUCUUAAGAACUGCUGCUGCAAAAAAAACACUUGAGUUUCAUUUAUGUUUGUAACUUUGUCAAAUAUUUUAGAGAGGACAUUUUAUUUAUUGUCCUACUUGUACUGCAUUUUAAAACUAUGCCUAAUAAAAUGUAAACUGGGGUAAAAGAUUUAUACAAAUUCCCCAAUUGAAUUUUGAAUUACAAUCCAAGGAAAACUGGUUCGGCAAUUUGGGGGGGGCAGGGGGAAUAUGGUUCUAAGUUGGUGAUUUCUUUCCUUAAGGAAAUAUGUACCUUUUUUAAAAAGCAACAAUAAUGUUGGUACUUGAAAUAUGUGGAAUUAAAAUAAUUAUGAAAUGGAACCUGUAAAGUUUGUGGUAGAGAUAUUUCUAUUGUGAGUUCAAGGUUCAGAUUUCCCAUUUCAUGUUUCCAGAUACAUUAGGAUUGAUCCUUUCUAUUUGCAAAGCUCUGGAUUAAAACUGUUAAUCUUUAAAUAAAGUAAAAGGAGAAAACAUGAAGAAAUACUAUUUUUAAAGGUGAUCUUUAGUAGGGUUACUUCUAGUUUUGUAGAUAGUCCUAUUACAGUGUUUGUGAUAUAACAACUGAUCUUUGGGCUUGGCCCUAGCAUCUAUACAAGAUGUAUGGUAAUAUUUGGUAAGGUUGAAAAUACUCUGGUUACUUAUUUAAUAACUUAAAAGUGGCCAUCUGAACUUUAAAAACAAACUAAAUGAACCAGUGCUAUAGGGAGAUCACUGGCUGCUUUUUAACUGUCUUGAUGUGGGUAAAGCAUAAACAUGCAAACUUUUUUUUCUGUUCAUGCCUGUUUAAAUAGUUUACUUUUGGAGGAGUUUCCUCCUUGCUGUUUUGACCAUCACUCUUUGGAUUGUACCAGUUUUAUUAAAUUUGCCAGCAUUUGAGUGACAUUUAUGUUGAACUUUUCUAUAGAAAAGUGUAAUUGAGUUACAGCUGUUACAAAAAUGACAACACUUAAAGUGCUUAUUUGGCUGUAAGGCCCUUUAGGAUGUCCAUAAGUUUAAAAACAGCAUCAUUAUAAUUGCAAGUCUUUUAUUAAAUCUGUUACAGAAAGGGACAUAUUUGAAAUGAACAGGGAUAUCGUCAUAUUUAGUACCUUUUCUGAGCCAUGCUAAAAUAUGACUUUUUAAAUAUUUUGUGAUGUGGAUAAGAUUUUCUGAAAGUACAGUGGUUGAAACAAUCGAGUCAGUAGAGACUAUUACACUGUACAGCGAUGAACAACAAUCUCUACUACUGAAAUUCCUAGAAAGCACAUUUUCAGAUGUUUUUCCUAUUAAAGUGAAUUGUGAAAUUAACCUUAUGAAUUGUAUUGCAUUAAAGUGGACAGUCUGAUCUAUUUUUCAUUUUGAAGUUUAUGGCAAAUGUGGUUUUGUUUUUAUUUUUAUAACCCCAUUCCCUUAUCUAAGCCACAACCCAACUGUCAGAGUCUAUAAUAUUUUAUCUGCUUGAUAUGCCUUGGUCUAUAAAUUAAUAUGACCACAGACUGAAGAAAUCAGAUUGCUUGAAUGACUUGUGAUUUUUCACUGUAGCACAUUGGUGCCACAAUAGUGGAACUUUGACUUACAAUUCUAUCCUUGAAUCUGUGGUGGGUUAAAUAAUGAUCUAAGGAUACCUUAUAGGUAUUGAGAAUUUGAAACCAAGAUAAAUGAAUAUAUCAUAUCUGUUAACCAUCUAUACUAGAAUAAACAAAUGCAAAUUAAAGCAUUCUCAAACUAUUUCUUCAAUAGUUUAAAAUCUGGAGUUUUUAUACCUCUGUUUAGCAGAUGAUAACAUUUGCAAAAAAUGUGAAGAUGUUCAAAAUAAACCAAUAAACAACAUUCUCCACC
Messenger RNA from Pristis pectinata (smalltooth sawfish), 3086 nucleotides. It is a transcript of the gene ccnc, whose product is annotated as cyclin C. Gene Ontology annotation, cellular component: nucleus; mediator complex. Gene Ontology annotation, biological process: positive regulation of transcription by RNA polymerase II. Lineage: Eukaryota; Metazoa; Chordata; Chondrichthyes; Rhinopristiformes; Pristidae. The record is from RefSeq and is a predicted model, not a curated record. The transcript has 12 exons. Gene Ontology annotation, molecular function: cyclin-dependent protein serine/threonine kinase regulator activity. Bases 200 to 1051 code for a protein of 283 amino acids.